Fusarium musae is the source of this 222-nucleotide messenger RNA. RefSeq lists its product as uncharacterized. Lineage: Eukaryota; Fungi; Ascomycota; Sordariomycetes; Hypocreales; Nectriaceae. The transcript is spliced from 2 exons. The record is from RefSeq and is a predicted model, not a curated record. Bases 1 to 222 code for a protein of 73 amino acids.
AUGGCCCUUUCUGCUGAGAGAAGGAGGUCCAAGUAUCUCGAGCUAAAGGCCGCUGUGCUACAAAAGGAGCUCGACAAGACAGAGACAUUGAGCGACUUUGAUAAAGCAUUCGACCUUCGUGAAGAGGAGCGGGCUCGCAACGACCAAUCUCGACGUCUUGUACAGAUUGCUAGUAAAGCCGAGGAGGAAAUGGAGACAGCAGAGCAGAACCUUUUGCAGUAG